Messenger RNA from Calidris pugnax (ruff), 3163 nucleotides. RefSeq names its product isthmin 2 (gene ISM2). The record is from RefSeq and is a predicted model, not a curated record. The coding region runs from base 205 to 1695 and encodes 496 amino acids. NCBI's taxonomy places the organism in Eukaryota, Metazoa, Chordata, Aves, Charadriiformes, Scolopacidae. The transcript is spliced from 6 exons.
CGCCCGCACCCGCGGGGGGCUGCGCUUCCCGGCUGCGAUAUUAUAGAUAUAUAUAGAUAAAAAUUUAUUUUAUUUUAUUUUUUACGUUUUCCCUGCUCCUCUCGCUUUCCCGAGGCAGGACGGGGUUUGUAGCCUUGCGGGCGGGCGUGCUGCCGCCCCCCCCUGCCCCGGGCGGGCGAAGUUGGGGGCGAGCGGGAGGGAGAGAUGCCUCUGAUGAGAGGGAAAGUCGCGCUCAUCCUCGGCUUCGUCCUUCUGACAACUUUCCUGGCCGCGGUGCGAGGGCUGCCCGUGAGGAAACAGCACAGCAGCAGCCCCAAGGAGAGGAGCUCCAAGCUGGCGGAGGUCUCUGCCUCGCCUGAUCCCCGUUCAGCGAGGGACGAGGAGCUGCCACCAUCGGGCAAGGCACGGGGGCUGAGACGGAGCGGGCAGGCUGGCCCACGGCGGCACCGGCGCCGUGGAGUGGCUCAGCAGGCUGCCAGGAGCCCAGCGGUGCCCCAACCUGGUGGCGCUGGCCGGGAGGACAACCUGCCCUUUGUGCUGGACCUGCAGAGCUUGCCAGGGCUGGCCAACGUGGACCUGAGCGCCCAGAACCCCAACAUCCAGGUGACCAUCGAAGUGGUGGAUGAUCCUCAGGCCGAGAUGGAGAUGGACUUGUUGAAGGAAACAAGCAAUGACUGGUCCCUGACAUCCUCUGAAUGGUUGUCCCACAAGGACCUCUUCUGGCCCCUCUUCUGGGAGUACACCGACCCUGCUGAGGAGGAAGAGGAGGAGGAAGAGGAUGACAACCUGGAUGUAGGGGACAGGGAGGAGGAAGAGGAAGAGGAGGAGGAGGAAGAAGAGGAAGAUUACACAGCAGAGUAUGAGGAAGAGGAGUCCACGCUCAGUGGAGUGGGAGGUGACUGGGAUCAACAGUGGCCCGGGCAGAAGAACUGGAUCUUUAAGGAAAAAUAUAAUUAUGACUAUGAAGAUGAGGAGGAGUGGAGCCCCUGGUCCCCUUGCAGCAUCACCUGUGGCAGUGGCAACCAGAAGAGGACCCGGUCUUGUGGCUAUGCCUGCACAGCGACGGAGUCGAGGACCUGCGACCUGCUGCGCUGCCCUGGAGCAGAGGGGGAAAUGGUCUUCCCCACAGAGGAGACACCUUUCAAAAGCGACAACACCACAGAGCUGUUCAACUCAGAGGUGGACAGCUGUGAGAAGUGGCUGAACUGCAAGAGCGACUUCCUCACCAAGUACCUGAGCAAAGUGCUGACAGACCUGCCCAGCUGCCCCUGCUCCUACCCGCUGGAGGCCGUCUACAGCGCUGUCAACCUGCGGGAUGAGGGACAGGGCAAGAGCUUCCGAUGGCGGGACGCCAGCGGCCCCAAAGAGCGCCUGGACAUCUACAAGCCGACGGCGCGCUUCUGCCUGCGCUCCAUGCUGUCCCUCGACAGCACCACCCUGGCCGCCCAGCACUGCUGCUACGACGAGCACACCCGCCUCAUCACCCGCGGCAAGGGGGCUGGCGUCCCCAACCUCAUCAGCACCGAGUUCUCCCCUGAGCUGCACUACAAGGUGGACAUGCUGCCCUGGAUCCUCUGCAAGGGUGACUGGAGCCGCUACCAUGCCGUCCGGCCCCCUAACAAUGGGCGACGGUGUGCUGACAACCCCGCCGAGGAGGAGUACCUCUCCCAGCUGCAGGAGGCCAAGGAGUACUAGCCACAGCCACACUCAGAGGAGCCAUGGCCACCGCCGGCUCCCAGCCUGGCGAAGCCCCGGCCCUGCUAAUGGGCUCCUUCUGGUGCUGGGCGGAGCGGGGAGGAUGCACCGUCCAUCUUGUCCCCUCAGAGGGGUACGUCAGCCCCCCCUCGGUGUUCCAGGGGUGCCGGAGGUUAUCCCGGUGCAAUCCCUGCUGUGCCACUUGGGGUGGUCCCACACCCCGGGGUGCCUGGGCUGGCGUGUGGGGAGCCACCAGGGAUGGGAGGUGUAAAGGGAGUGGGGGGCUGCUCCCAUCUGCUUAUUGCAGCCUUGAAAGCUGAGCAUCUGCAGGGUGGAAAUGGCCUCGGCUCCUGCUGGCUUCACGCUACAUCUGAGGAGCUGGCCUGCUGCAGGCAGAGCUGCCCGCUCUUGCCUGUUACACCUGCCCUGGCACAUACUGGUCUUCUUCUGAAAGUGGGGAUGGUCCUCCUAGAGAGGGGCAGGGCUGUCCCAGCCAUGCCUACAGAGCAGGGCCUCCCCUCUCCUCCAUGCGUGGUUGGGAAGGAGCAGGGAGAGGCUUAGCAGGGGUCCAGGGGGAGAGUGGGGCAGAAAGAGGCUGGCCCCCUGGGCUCCCCUGGCAAGAUUGCCUUGCCACCAUGGUUUUUGGCUGUGAAAGGGAACACUGGGUGCCAAAGCCAAACAGGGGUGGACCUCAGAGGAGGUCAGCAUCAGAGGGGGGCACCACCUGUGUGCAUUUCAGCCCCUCUGCCUCAGUGCUUGGUGGAGCAGGGUGGCAACACCCAUGCAAGUCCUACCACCAGCCCAACCCUACACUUCAGCUCUCCAGCAGCUCCCCAGCAGGUUUCAGUGCUCGGGAGUACCCGUAACAUGUCCCAGCAGAAAGUCCUGCAUUUCUUACCCACAGCCCUGCUGGGGGCAGGAGGCCACCACUUGUGCCAUCGCUGGAGAGAAGCAAGAAGCACUGAGCCAAGUUCUCCCUGGGGAUGGGAAGUCGUCAAGGUGCCACUGCUAGCACCCAGCAUUACCCCAUUCUGGUCUGCUGCUGGCCUUGGGCCCUGCUCCAUGCUGCAUCUGCCCAGGUCCCCAGCGAGAGGCAGCCCAGAGAAAGUGAGUUGUGGGAGCAUCCUGCACUCCUCAGGCUCGCUGCCUGGCCAGGUGAGCAAGUGUGCUUCCAAAGGAGGAAGACACACACACAUGCUAAUAGUGUCAAUACCUGGUGUCUGCAGUUCAUGGAUCAUGAUGCUCUCCAUUGGCCCUUUGGUCUUGCCUGGGUUUUAUUCAGCUUUUCACAGGUAUCUGUGCCAGUUUCUCCCAGCGUGUUUUGGGAGCUCCCAAGUUUUCUGCACAGAAACUAGGCUGAGCACCUUUAUCCCUGGACAUUCAGUCGCUGAACCUGGCAGAAACUGUUCGUAGCUCUUAUUUAGCAAAUUUUAUGCAUCUGAGGAAAUAAAAGAGCAAGUCAAGCACA